This is a messenger RNA of Humulus lupulus (European hop), 1375 nucleotides long. Its product is annotated as rust resistance kinase Lr10-like. Lineage: Eukaryota; Viridiplantae; Streptophyta; Magnoliopsida; Rosales; Cannabaceae. Bases 31 to 1305 code for a protein of 424 amino acids. The record is from RefSeq and is a predicted model, not a curated record. Gene Ontology annotation, biological process: protein phosphorylation. Gene Ontology annotation, molecular function: ATP binding; protein kinase activity. The transcript is spliced from 4 exons.
CAUAUAUAUUUAUUAAGAUUUAAAACUAAUAUGAUUUACAACGAGCUUGCUUAUGGCUUUGAUCUUUCAUGGUUGAAAACAGAUAGUUUGUAUCACGGAAAAGUAGGUUUGCUAUGCUUCCGUAAUCCCGGGAUAUGUGGGACAACAACGGCUGUCUAUAUAUCAGAGUCAAUAAUCGACGGUGUAGUGUUACACACAGGAUUCAAAUUUAUAGUUGGGACACCACUUGUAGUUGCCUUUGUAAUCUAUAAAUGGCGACGACGUCAUUUAUCAACAUAUGAUUCUAUCGAAGAGUUCCUUCACAAUCAAAAUAAUUUUACUCCUAUAAGAUACUCAUUCAGUGAGAUAAAAAAGAUGACCCAAAACUUCAAAAACAAAUUAGGAGAAGGAGGUUAUGGCUCUGUAUUCAAAGGAAAGCUACGUAGUGGUCGUACUGUAGCAGUUAAGGUAUUGAGUAAAUCAAAGGGAAAUGGACAGGAUUUCAUUAAUGAAAUAGCUACAAUUGGAAGAAUUCACCAUGUUAAUGUGGUUCAUUUGAUUGGCUUUUGUGUCCACUCUUCAAAGAACGCUCUUGUAUAUGAUUUCAUGUCUAAUGGAUCAUUGGAAAAAUAUAUUUUUUCUCAAGGAAUUACCAUUUUAAGUUGCAAGCAAAUUUUUGAAAUUUCGCUUGGUGUGGCACGUGGGAUUGAAUACAUGCACCAAGGAUGUUACAUGCAAAUUUUGCACUUUGAUAUUAAACCUCACAACAUUCUUUUGGAUGAAAAUUUUAUUCCAAAAGUUUCUGAUUUUGGAUUAGCAAGAUUAUGCCCAUUGGAUAAUAAUAACGUCUCCUUAACUGCAGCAAGAGGAACUUUAGGAUACAUAGCGCCAGAGCUAUUUUACAAAAACAUUGGAGGAGUUUCUAAUAAAGCUGAUGUGUAUAGUUUUGGAAUGUUGUUGAUGGAAAUGGCAAGUAAAAGAAAAAAUUUAAAUGCAGUCGAAAAUACUAGCCAGAUUUACUUUCCUUCAUGGGUGCAUGACCAAUUAAGUCAAGAAAAAAGUAUAGAAAUGAAAACAUCUGAUACAAACGAGGCCGAUUCAAGAAUUGCAAAGAAGAUGAUUAUAGUAGCAUUAUGGUGCAUACAACUGAAGCCUAGUGAUCGUCCUACAAUGAACAAAGUUAUUGAAAUGCUUGAAGGAGAAUUUGAAUGUCUACAAAUGCCUCCAAAGCCUUCCUUGUAUCAACUAGAGAAGCCUACUGAGCAUGUUCAAGAGACAUCAUAUUCACAACAAUCAACAAUACCAUCAUUAACGCUACAAAGAUAGGUAUGGCCCUAAAUCCAAAUGAUUGACAUUUGUAAUUUUUGUAUUUUGUUAAAAUACUUAACAUUAUUGG